Messenger RNA from Vigna radiata var. radiata (mung bean), 1479 nucleotides. RefSeq lists its product as uncharacterized. Bases 1 to 1479 code for a protein of 492 amino acids. The record is from RefSeq and is a predicted model, not a curated record. NCBI's taxonomy places the organism in Eukaryota, Viridiplantae, Streptophyta, Magnoliopsida, Fabales, Fabaceae. The transcript is spliced from 3 exons.
AUGGCCCAUUUUCCCAAUCAUCGUGGAUGGAUGUACGACCGUUGUUAUAGCGGAAGGAGAGGUUUGAAGGAAGCUUUUGUCCUUGGAGUUAAUGAGUUUGUGGAGACGGCUCGGCGAUAUAAAUAUUAUGCUCUUGAUGGAGGGAUUCGAUGCCCAUGCAUCAAGUGUGAAUGUACAAAGAUUAUGAAAGAUGAAGACAUCAAAGUUCACUUAUACCAAAAAGGGUUCAUGCCAAAUUACAAGGUUUGGACAUUUCAUGGUGAAGAAAUGCCUUCUACCUCCACUGCUCAUGAAAAUCAACCUGCAUCAGGUUCGAAUACUAUUGUACAUACAUCUAAGAUAGAUCAAUUUACCUACAUGGAAGAGAUGGUAGAUGAUGCUCUUCGUCGACAUGCUGAACAAGAACCAAACGAUAGUCGUGAUGAAGAGUCUCCAAAUGAAAGCAAAUCAACCUGUUCAUCUGAGUCAAAAUUGUCAGUGUGCAUUAGACUUAUGGCUGGUAAAUCUAAUUGGAAUGUUCCCAAUCAAGAGGUGGACCACUUUACAAAAUUGGUGUUAGAUCUAACACCACCAAACAAUUCUUUGCCGAAGAAUUAUUACGAAGCCAAAAGAUGUGUUUCGAAGUUGGGAUUGGAAGCGAAGAAGAUUGAUUGUUGUGUGAAUGGAUGUAUGCUUUUCUAUGACAACGACACUGGCAAAAAUGAUGCAUCGUUGGUGCAAUGCAAGUUUUGUGGCAAUCCUCGAUUUCAAACAUUGCAUCCAGGACGGAGUGAAGGAGUGUUGCGUCAUCCUUCUGACGGUGAAGCAUGGAAGCACUUCAACUGUAAACAUCCAUCUUUCGCCAGUGAUGCUCGUAACGUGAGACUUGGUCUAUGUUCGGAUGGGUUUACUCCAUACAUUCAGGCGUCUGCAUCACCAUAUUCAUGUUGGCCAGUGAUUGUUACCCCAUAUAAUCUUCCACCCGAGAUGUGUAUGACAAAGCCUUACAUGUUUUUAACGUGUAUAAUACUAGGACCAUCUAAUCCUAAAUCAGGGGUUGAAGUGUAUUUAGAGCCUUUGAUUGAUGAUUUGAAGAAGCUGUGGACCGGUAUAUGGACGUAUGAUGUAUCAAGGAAGCAAAAUUUUCUUAUGAGGGCAGCUUUGAUGUGGACUAUUAAUGACUUUCCAGCGUAUGACGUGUUAUCUAGUUGGAGCACGCAUGGUCGAUUAGCUUGUCCGCAUUGCAUGGAACACAUAAAGUCAUUCUUAUUGACGCAUGGUCGGAAAAGUUGUUGGUUUGACUGCCAUAGAAGGUUCUUGCCCAUUGAUCACAUGUUUAGGAGGAACAAAAAGGCUUUUCGCAAAGGGCAACUUGAAAAAGAUAUGCCACCUCCUAGGCUUAAUCCAUAUCAAGUUUGGAGAAGAGUCAAACAUUUUCCAAAAGUCAAUGAAAGUGGUAUCAAUAGGAUUGAAGGGUUCGGGAGUGGCAUAACUGGAUGA